Molecule: messenger RNA, 1326 nt
Organism: Coniophora puteana RWD-64-598 SS2
Lineage: Eukaryota; Fungi; Basidiomycota; Agaricomycetes; Boletales; Coniophoraceae
Product: BET3 family protein
Exons: 5
Coding region: 33-650 (205 amino acids)
Biological process (GO): endoplasmic reticulum to Golgi vesicle-mediated transport; intra-Golgi vesicle-mediated transport
Cellular component (GO): cytosol; TRAPP complex; cis-Golgi network membrane
Source: RefSeq, a predicted model, not a curated record
ACCUAUUCCUACUUGCGCCCCUCUGUCACGAUAUGGCGACCAUCAAGCAACACAAGGCCAUCGGAGAGGAUCUGUGGAAAGGCCGCACCGAGAAAAUUAACGCCGAGCUCUUCGCUCUCACUUAUGGAGCGCUUGUCGUGCAGCUCAUACAGGACUAUGAGGAUUACGCGGAAGUUAACAAACAGCUAGAGAAGAUGGGAUACAACAUCGGGACGCGCCUGAUCGAGGACUUCCUUGCAAGGAGCUCACUCGGUCGAUGUGCUGACUUCCGAGAAGUGGGGGAGGUUGUCGCAAAGGUCGGAUUUAAAUCAUUUUUGAACAUCACGCCAAGUGUCACCCACUCGGCACCUACUGCUGGCUCGCGGCCAGGGAGCGUUCCCCAACAAUCGAGCGUCCCUACUUCAUCAUUCAUCCUCACUCUGGACGAGAACCCACUAGCCGAGUUUGUUGAGCUCCCGGAAGAAGCACUCGAAGGAGGGCUAUGGUUCAGCAACGUUCUGUGUGGUGUUCUCCGAGGUGCAUUGGAGAUGGUGCAAAUGCAAGUACAAGCCGAGUUCAUCUCGGACGUAUUGCGAGGGGAUGAAAGCACGGAGAUUCGGGUUAGCCUGGUCAAAUACCUGGAGGAAGAGGUUCCAGUAGGGGACGACUGAUGACACGUUCUGUGAGCACACAAGUGGUUCUAUAGUGUGUAUUAUUGUCACGUCGUCCAGCUGUGUAAAUAAGAUACGGAAGGAUACAUGCCACGUGUAAAGGUAGCGAGUAUGAUGUCGUCUAUCGACGGUCGAGCUUGUUAAGCUUGCGAGCAGUCUUUGCGUUCGUCUGGGUGUUCUGGCCUCUGACGGGGAGACGCAUGGCGUGCCGCUUGCCGACGUAGCUGCCAAUCAUGCGCUGAUGUGCAAUGUUCUCUCUAACUUGUCUCCUGAGGUCUGUCUCGAUCUUGAGAUUGCGAAGUGGGUCGACUGAGUUCUUUGCCUUCUCCGCGAGAGUGUCGAAGCCAAUCUUCUGGCGAACUUCACGAAGUGAGGUGGACGCUGGAGAGGGUUUCAAGUUGGUUGAGGCAAGAGGAAGCCGAGGCGGGGGGACGGCUGUGGAUGGAGACGCGAGGAAAGAGGCCAGUUCUGUUAUUUGGUUGGCUGACAAGCUGCGGACUUUGCACCGAUCGUGGAUUUGCAGACGGGCACAAAGCCGGUGGGCGGUUUUCUGGCCAAUACCAUGGAAGUUGGUGAGGGCAAGCCUUGCAAGAUAAUGGUCUGGAAGACUGACGCCGAGGACGUGGACCAUUGUUAGUCUCCAGUAGUUAGAGCCUCUUCACGAAAACGCGUUCGC